AAAGAUCCCUUCUGAGAAGCAUUCUUCUUUUCUUUUUGCCCUGAUUGGGUUCUCUUAGAGGCCUACAUCGUGUUCAAGUCACCUAGGUAGUGUCAAAAGGCUCCGACUUUUGACCGGCGCCACUGCACCAGUAGCCACCCAACAUGGCUCCACAUCGGGAUGUCGCCCAGCAAGGCUCCAAGGUGUGCGUGAUAGGGGCCGGUCCUCUCGGCCUCAUGGCUGUGAAGAACAUGAAAGAAGCAGGGCUGGAUGUGACGUGUUUUGAGGCGAGGUCAUGGAUCGGAGGGAUAUGGAAGUACUCUGACGAUGAAUCUCUUUCUGUGGCAUCUACCACUAUAUUCAACAGCAGCAAGUACAGGAGUGCUAUAUCAGACUAUCCCUUCCCUGCCGAUGCGGAUGACUUCCCUACAUGGCGACAAAUGUGGGAGUAUAUGCAGGGCUACGCAGACCACUUCCAGUUGAGCCCUCACAUUCAACUCAACACACGUGUGACGCACGUUUCGCGAGAGGGUGACGCAUGGGUAGUUGAGCUUCUCACCAAGGACGGAUCUCGUCGCGAGUAUUUUGACAGGGUCGCUGUCGCAAAUGGGUCCUUUACGACUCCAAAACAGCCCAAGUUUCCGGGGACUGAAGAAUUCACGGGCAGGACUCUGCAUGCUAUCGAUUUUCAUCACCCCGAGACUUUCCAGGGCCAGCGGGUCUUACUGGUUGGCCUUCAUGCUUCCGCACAAGACGUGGCUGUCGGUCUGUCUGGGCAUGCUGCGCAGUUAUAUGCAAGCCAUAGGAAUGGUGUUGUCUUGCUGCCACGUUACGAUACCAAGGGUGCUGUGCUCGAUACUUCCAUGACUCUCAACAUCACGAGAUUCUGCUUAUUUGCGACAACAUGGUUUCCCAACACACUGGAUUGGCUAUUGAACAAAGCAAUUGUGGCUACAUCCAAAGCAGCAUUCCCCAACAUGCCGAAGUCGUGGAACUUCCUCCCAGCUCCAUCCAUCGCCACCACAGCGCCUUUGAUCGCGGACGAGAUAUACCCUCUUCUAGAGUCGGGAUUCUGCGAGCCUGUAGCUGCAGUUUCAAAGAUCACGGGCCCGAAGACAAUUGAGUUAAAGGACGGACGCACAUUGAACGACAUCGAUGCAAUUAUCUACACCACCGGGUAUGAUCUCUCGGCGCCUUUCCUCGAAGACAAAUACAACCCGCACGGCACACCAGACACGCCACCUCGCUUAUACCGCGGCACGUUCCCGCUCCAUGAGGACUCGAGGGUCCGCAAUUCGCUCGCCUUCCUCGGCCACGGUGCUGUCGCCUUCCCUGGAUUCGUCCAGCACGAGUUGGUCACCAUGGCAGUGUCACAGAUAUGGAGUGGAAACUCUAGCCUGCCUCCUCUGAGCGAAAUGCAGGCAUGGUACCGCGGCUUCCUGGAGUGGCGCCAAGAGAAGCUCAACGCUCAGAAGAGCGAGGCCACGUUCUACACGCUCAUCCAGCCCCUGACGGACCACCUGCGGUGGAUGGACAGUGCUGCUGGCACGGAUGUGUGGGAACAUUUUGGAUGGUUCAGCAGAAAGGCAUGGUCGUUCUGGUGGAACAACCGGAAGUUAUAUAAUCUCUGUGCUAAUGGUGUCUUCACACCAACGAUCUGGCGACUUUUUGAGAGCGGGAAAAGAAAGUCAUGGCACCAGGCCAAAGAGCAGAUUGUUCUCGAUAACGAAGCUGCUCAGUCGCAGGUGCGAAUUAGGCUCGAGAAGACAAAGCUCGCAGGAGACAAGAAGACCGCCUGA
Messenger RNA from Diaporthe batatas, 1778 nucleotides. RefSeq lists its product as uncharacterized. Gene Ontology annotation, molecular function: flavin adenine dinucleotide binding; N,N-dimethylaniline monooxygenase activity; NADP binding. The transcript has 4 exons. Lineage: Eukaryota; Fungi; Ascomycota; Sordariomycetes; Diaporthales; Diaporthaceae. Bases 144 to 1778 code for a protein of 544 amino acids. The record is from RefSeq and is a predicted model, not a curated record.